Messenger RNA from Exophiala dermatitidis NIH/UT8656, 1806 nucleotides. RefSeq lists its product as uncharacterized. Lineage: Eukaryota; Fungi; Ascomycota; Eurotiomycetes; Chaetothyriales; Herpotrichiellaceae. Gene Ontology annotation, molecular function: transcription cis-regulatory region binding; DNA-binding transcription factor activity. The transcript is spliced from 4 exons. The record is from RefSeq and is a predicted model, not a curated record. Gene Ontology annotation, biological process: positive regulation of transcription by RNA polymerase II. Gene Ontology annotation, cellular component: nucleus. Bases 1 to 1806 code for a protein of 601 amino acids.
AUGUCACGGUUGUUACCAGCUCAGUGUGGGAUUGUCAGUCAAGCAAAGUCUCCUUCCAUAACCGAAACGACUAGCUCCGGCUCUGGUGUUAUAAUAGAUGACCUGCCACCAUUUGCAUCAUUGACGACCGACGAAGAACGCGAGAAGAAAGCCGAGCGGUCGAGUCCCGGAACUUACAAUGUUGUAGUCAACCAGGACAGUUUUCAACAUCUCCCCGAAUAUAGCGACGAUCCGGACAUCAAAACAGAGUCGUUAUCACCCUUACGCCGAGGGUCUAUUGCCGCGUCAAUUGCCAGCAGUACUGGUCGCGACAUUCCUGUCGAGGGCAUACCCAUUCCAGGUGAUCCCAAUGUGGUGGUAUUACCCAGGUUUGAGGACAUCGGACGACGCAACACGUUCAGUCAUUCCAAGGACACCAAGUCCCCUCUCUCGCCAUCUGUUAGACAUACAAUUAUUAAAGUCGAAGACACAGAUGGUGCUGUUUUUACCGCCGAGCCAGAAUCUUACGAAGAUAAUCAACAGAUUGGCCAGGACGCUCGGUACUUGCGACAAUUCCGCCAUGCUGUCUGGCGACAGCUGGUACCUACCGAAAGGGAUGUCAGGGAUGGCAUGGCCAUGUCGAGUGUUAAUGUUUUGGAAAAUGCGGCCAGGACCUUUCCUCCGCUACACCACGCCAUGAUGGCGGUCGCGGCUCUCAGUCUUGCUAUUCGGGAAGGGAAAGAACGAUUAGACGCUCUGCAACACUACCAACAAGCUUUACCGGCGUUACAAAACAGUCUCAAAAGUCCAAAUGAUCUGUCAUCAGAUGGAGCAUUUUUGACUCACUUUUUACUGCUCGUUUACGAGAUUGCUGCAGCCGAAGACGGACAUUCGAACCUCUGGUCACCACACUUAUCUACUCUCUUGCGAAUUACUCUGUUACGGCGCGAUGUUUAUGGCGGAGAAAGGUUUCCGUUUGUCGUUUGGUGGAUCUGCAAUAUCGAUUUGAACGCCCUGUUCAGCGGCGCAGGAAGAGGGGAAUAUGUCGGAUACAUGCUCAGCCACGACAUAAUACCUCCCCCGAGUUUUCACUUACACCCGCUAGGACUUGAUGGAUCCAGCGUGGUUUAUGAGGAAGAGCUGGAUUCUUUACCGACAAUUUUACAACUCGAUUACGAAGUGACCAUUUUGGCCGUACGGCUGGGUUUACUCUCGCGCGAAUUUCGGCAUGAAGCAUCUGCUUUUAUCUCUGGAGACAUGCUUCACCGAGCGGAGUCGAUUAGGGUCCGACAGACGCGGAUUUUCGAAGUGCAAGAAGCUCUUCGACAGUUAUGGGUAGCGCCGGGGGUUUCGAUGGUGUCUCAACUUGCGCCGAAUCUACCUACACGCUCAAAACUUUUAUACGAGCAUGCCGCAUCCCUCUAUCGCGCAUGCAUCCUUUAUUCUCAUACUUCCAUGUGGCCGGGACAGAGGCUCGAGACUUCGCCGGACUAUGAUACCGAAAUUGCGGUCGCCUCGAAUCAGAUUCUCGAUAUGACGCGGAAAGCUCUUGCUGAAGACCGGUCUGAUUGUCGAUAUUUGGUAUUUCCGGUCUUCAUGGCCGGAUACGCCAGUUUGGAUGGAGCACAAAGAAUGGUUGCGUUGGACCUGAUCCGGACUAUGGAGAAGACCAGCAUUGGACGCAACACUACGAUAACGCGCAGGGCCUUGGCUGCGGUCUAUGAGAAACAGAAUGAACGAUUUAUGAAUACCGGACAGAGUCUCGAUGUGGAUUGGGUGGAGGUUAUGGCGGAGAGAGAUUUGCGCAUCGUCAAUUUUGGGGUGUGA